This is a messenger RNA of Panicum virgatum (switchgrass), 2425 nucleotides long. RefSeq lists its product as uncharacterized. The coding region runs from base 404 to 2425 and encodes 673 amino acids. The transcript has 4 exons. NCBI's taxonomy places the organism in Eukaryota, Viridiplantae, Streptophyta, Magnoliopsida, Poales, Poaceae. The record is from RefSeq and is a predicted model, not a curated record.
UCUAUCUGACCUCCUCCAACUCUCAUGCUAGUCCGAAUUUCCUCCCUAAACCAGAAAACCAGUUUUUUUGGCUCCCGAAACUAUGCAAACCGUUUACUUUACAUCCUUUCGUGGUUUUGGCAGCGGUUUUAGCUGACGUGGACCAUCCGACGUGGAACUUGUCCGCGUGGGAUCCUACGUGGACAAGAGAGGCGCGCGUUAAAUAAUCGAUUGAAGCAAUACCCUAGCCCCCCCUCCCCGACGGAACACGCCGCCGCCGCCGCCCGCUCUCUGUCGGCCCUCCCUCCUCCUUCUUCUUCCCCCCACGAUCUCAAACCCUAGCCUCUCGCUGCCCACUACAAUGCGACGGUCCCUUUGCCGGAAGUGAAGGCGAGUACGAAGUUGCGGAGCUCGUUUCGCAGAAAUGGACAUGCUGGAAAUGCUUACAGUUAGAUUCCAUUUCAACGGGGAGUUUGUGAAUGAUGGCAAGAUUUUACAAUAUGUUGGAGGAAGUGAGCAAAUGUCAUAUAUCGACCGAGACAAAGUGUCCCUGCCAGAAGUCAUUGGUCACCUAAAAGACCAUUGUGCAGUUGAAGAAGGCACAUUGCUUCAUUGGUUAUUCCCUGGCCGAGAAUUGAAGAGUGGUCUUCGUGCUUUGGUUGAUGAUAAGGUGUGCAUUGAAAUGGCAGGUGUCACAUCUGAAGGAGAGGUUGCAGAGAUAUAUGUUGAAAGUCCAACGUUUUUACAGGAGUCAGAUAAUGGAAGUGGUAGAACAAGUAAUUAUGAGGAUGAGCUUGGGGAUAUGGAUGUGGCAGAUGAAGAAGAUACAGAGGCCGAAGAACCAAGAAGGCAAAUAGUGGUAAGGAAGUCAUGCAGUAGGGAGGAGAUUCAGAAACAACUUUUGGCACUUGAGGUGUUUUACACCAGCCCAAGCAAGAAAGGAAAGGAAAAAAAAGAGGAUGUGAGAGGAAAGAAAAAGGCUGCAUGUCCUGAUUCUAGCACUGAUAGUGAUUACCUGCCUGGAGAUACAUGCUCAUCAGAAGAUGAUGAAGAGGCUGCUGAGAUAUUGAAAAAUUAUAAAGAAUUCAAGAAGAAACAAAAAUCUGGGCAGAGGGCUACAUUGGAUGAUGUGGUACUGGAAGGGGCAGCACAUGCUUUUCCAGUUGGCUUUGAAGGAUAUGAUGAAGGAAAUGAAACCCCAUAUGCAGGUAGCAGUGAUGAUGAAGACUCUUUAGAAGAGAUUGGACCUAAUGGAGAGCUAUGUAGGAAGGAAGAUGGCUGCAUUAGAUACAAGAAGAAUGGGAAGCCACAGUUUCAGUUAGGUAUGAAGUUUAGAAGUAAGAAACAAUUCAAAAAGGCAAUUAUUAGAUAUGGACUAGCUGAGAGAAAGGUAAUAAAUUUUAUUAAGGAUGACCCUAAGAGGGUUAGGGCAAAGUGUGACUGGAGGCAUUGUCCAUGGGUGUGUCUUUUGUCCAACAAUUCUAGGAGUGAGAGCUGGCAGAUUGUGACAUUUGAAGACUAUCACACUUGCCCCCCUAGAAGAGAUAAUAGGCUUGUGACAGGGAGAAGGAUAGCAGAAAAAUAUGAGAAGUUCAUUAUUACUAAUCCAAGUUGGAACUUUGUAAGUAUGAAGGAGACUGUACAAGAAGAAAUGUUUGCUAAUGUUAGCAUCUCAAAACUUAAGAGAGCUAAGGCUUUGGUCAUGAAGAAGGCACUGGACUCUAUGAAAGAAGGAAUGAAUGGAUGGCCAGCAUCUGAUAGGCUCCCCCUUAAGGCUCCUGGUUAUGUUAGGAUGCCAGGAAGGCCAAAGAAGGAGAGGAGAAGGGAUUCUACAGAAGGUCCAAAGGGCACAAAAAUGUCUAAGAUGGGCACGGUCAUUAGGUGUUCAAAAUGCAAGCAGACUGGUCACAACCGAUCAACAUGUAAGAAGAGAUCUGCUGCACCCUCUCAAAGUCGUACUGAUCAAGUUCUUGCCCAAGGCAGUGCAUCUCACUCAGAAGCUGGUGCUGAAGCAGCUGCCUCUCACUCAGUUGGUGCUGCUCAAGCACCUGCAACUCAGUUAGGGAUCCCAGGUGGUGUUAGUCCACAAGCCAUUGUACCUAUGCCAAGCACACAGGGAAGCUACACAUCUACAAGUACAACAAGGAUCCCACCAAAAGCAGGAACUAAGAAAAGAAAGGCUCCAUCAGAUCCAUCUACAAGUGCUAAGGCCAUCAAAACAAGAGCUAGUGCUACAGUGGCUACUGGACCUGGUGGAUCAGCUACAAUUAAUCUGGUGGCCAAUGUUCCAAGACCUCAAGCAAGUUCAAGUGCCACCAUAAAUAUCUCCACAGGGACAGCUUCUGCCAGGGUCUCUGCAAGUGCACCAAAAAGCCAAGCCAAGCCUAGGAAGCCUAAGGCACCACCAGUUCUUUUCCUCCCUCCAUGGGAUUCUGCCAAGCUUUGA